Messenger RNA from Pyrus x bretschneideri (Chinese white pear), 635 nucleotides. RefSeq lists its product as uncharacterized. Gene Ontology annotation, biological process: mitotic sister chromatid cohesion. Bases 97 to 513 code for a protein of 138 amino acids. Lineage: Eukaryota; Viridiplantae; Streptophyta; Magnoliopsida; Rosales; Rosaceae. The record is from RefSeq and is a predicted model, not a curated record. The transcript is spliced from 2 exons. Gene Ontology annotation, cellular component: Ctf18 RFC-like complex.
CCAAAUAUCCACAUUAUUUAUCAACAAAUAACAAAUACUAAAUAGGGCUGUCGUAUUAAAGAAAUCUGAGAGCGCAGAGUUGAAGGGAAGAGAGGAAUGCAGAUCCGGGUGAAGUGCAGCUGCGGAGAGGACUGCCGGGAAUGGGCGGUGCUGGAAUUGCAAGGGGUGGUGGAAGUUCAGCCGCAAUUUCAAGACCGCCUCCACAACCUCCACAUUGGCCUCCUCUGCCGCCCUUCCUCGCCGGAAACCUACACGUUUACUAUCGGCUAUCACGAACUGAUGGGGACGAAACUGCCCUUGAAGAAGCCGCUCUUGGUCUUGAAGAAAACGAAGCGCUCCGAAGAUGGUUCUGAUGACGAUGCUUGUGCCGCCGGGGUAGAAUUGGAAGUCAUCGGAAUCAUCCGCCACCGGAUUCUGUUCAAGACCAGGCCUAUGGCCCUCAUUUCCAAACCCCAACCAGCAGUGAAGAAAAGCGCGCAAGCUCCUUUUGCACCACCUGCCCUGGAAAACUGAAGCAGUUUCAACUCUUCCAGAAAGUGAAGGAAUCGAAACUAAUGUAUUCGAAUUUCGAAGAAUCGAAUGUGUUUAUGUAUGUGAUUCGUUGCAAACAAAAGCUUUCUCACGAUGCAUCGUUA